Molecule: messenger RNA, 7332 nt
Organism: Closterium sp. Naga37s-1
Lineage: Eukaryota; Viridiplantae; Streptophyta; Zygnematophyceae; Desmidiales; Closteriaceae
Source: the annotation of a GenBank genome assembly
AUGGUAGUGAGUGCGGUGGCAGAGAGCGAGGGCGAGGAGGCGUCGUUUGACAUUCAGAAGGUGGUGGAAUUCACCCUUGCUGACCUCGUAGCUGCCCCUGACGGCUUUGCAGACAAGAACCACCUGGGGCAAGGGAGCUACGGCAAUGUGAGUGGUGCUGUGGUGUAUGGUACGGUGUACCGAGGGAGGCUCAAGUCGGGAGAGGUGGUGGCGGUGAAACGAGCCAAGCCAGAGCGGCGGCAAGACAUGCGCAAGUUCGAGAAGGAGGUGAUGCUUCUAUCCCGAGCGAGUCACAAGCAUCUGGUGCAGCUGCUGGGGUACUGCCGGGAGGAGCAGGAGCAGCUGCUAGUGUACGAGUUCAUAGGGGGGGGCACCCUCUCUCACAACCUCAAUGCCCCCUGGCGAGCCAGACAAAACAAGCCGCCCCUCAACUGGACCGAGCGGCUGCUGGUGGCGGCGGGGACGGCGCGCGCGCUUGCGUACCUGCAUGAUGACGUCAGCAUGCCUUUCAUCCACCGGGAUGUGAAGCCCGGCAACAUCCUGUUGGUUCGGCACGUGGUGGCGAAGCUGGCAGACUUUGGCACGUCGAGAGCCGUGGACACCUCAUCCUACUCCGCCACCAUCCAGGGCACUGCGGGCUACUGUGACCCCGACUACCUCAAAUCAGGGCAGCCGUCGAAGCGAAUAGACGUGUACAGCUUUGGCAUCGUGCUAUUGGAGCUCAUCACUGGCAAGUCGCCUAGAGGCAUCAACAGGCCAUACCGCUUCCAUGUUCAGGAUUUGCUCGACAAGAAGGGGCUUGCAGGGAUAGUUGACCAGUCCAUGGGCAUUUACCCUGAAAAAGAGGUGACCAGCGUGCUCAGCCUGGCCUUCAGAUGCACAGACAUCAAGAACCCCGCUGGCCGACCCUCCAUGAACCGUGUGGUUACCGAGUUGGAGUCGGUUAUCUCCCACUGGCUUACCAUGAAGUCCCCACGCCGCUUCGUUCCCGCUCCAUCGCUGCUUCCGCUCCUGCUUCUCGCAGCAGCAGCAGCGACAACCGCUCCUACCUCCUUUUUCGUUUCCGCUGACGGAUCUCUGUCAGACGCUAAUCAGAAUCCGUCCGAAAACUUCGAGUUUCCCACCUUUAGCGCGGAUGACGAGGAACUUAUUAUGGCGUACGAAAGGAAGUUCGCAGUUAGACCCGGCGAAGAGGAGGUGUCAGACGAGCAAGCGUACCAUCUGGGAGAGAAACUGAGAGCUCGCGGUGUGACUGCAGCGGAUGUGCUACAAAGUGAAGACGAUGUUCCGUCGGGGAAGGUGAAAAUGGAGGGAGGCGAGCAGACGGAUUCCGUCAGUGACGACGAUACCCGUCAAGGUAACGUCUGUCUGCCGUUACUUAACCUGCUGCAUCUCCCGCGCAUUCCUGUCGUGUUCCUGCUCAUGACGGCUUUGAGAGAGUCUCCGCGGAGGACUCUCUCCGAAACUUCCGCUUCCGCUUCCGCCUCCCCAUCCGCUUCCCCGGAUCAGUCCGACCUCGCGACGCAAACCAUCGCGCGCCUUCGUUCGCUCGGCUUCCGAACCUUCGCGAGCGCUCUGGAGAAAACAAACGUUCUUUCCGCGCUCCCUCCGAACGUCGCGCGCGCAGGGGGUUUCUCCCUCCUCGUCCCCUCGGACCGCGCGUUUCUUAAUCUCCCGCAAGCCGUUCAGAAGCUACUAAGAGGCCCUGACGCUAAAGCCGUACUUAAGAACCUCCUGCUCUACCACAUUUUCCAGCCGCGGAUUAAUUUUAACUACUUCCUGAAGCUCAGAGGGCGGCGCGUGAAGACGUUGCUUCCAGACCAGACUCUGACCGUUGGAUUCGCGCGCUCCGGCUUUCCCGCAGCGCCGACAGUCGCGGGAGGGGAGUCUCUCUGGUUCGCUCCCUCCGACGGCGGAAAGCGGGGUGCGGAUAGCAGCAGCGCCAGCACCGUUGUGCUUGUAAAAGAUGUUGCGUAUAACGGGCUCGCGAUCUGCCAGGCGGUCAGCGCGGUGCUCGUUCCGCCGUUGGAUCUCCUCUCGCCUCCCGACGCAUCACCCUCCUCCUCCUCUUCCUCCAUCACCACGACUAAGACUAAGAACGCGCCUCCGGUUUCCAAAACAAAGUCGCCCGCCAACGGCGGAAGCGGAGGGAAGAUCCGCCCGCCGCUAUCAGAAAAAGCCUUCGUCGAAUCGGCCUCCUCGUUCGGCGGCGCGGCCGCAUUCGCGGCAGGGGUGGGGAAACGCAUUAAGGCAGGACGAGUCGCGUCACCGGCAACGAAGGCCGUGCCGAGUCCAGUCAUCCGGCCGUCUUCUAUAACGCUCACGCCGCAGCAGCAGGUGCUCUACUGGCUCUCGCGACACGGGCUCGGUCGCACCGCCGCGAAUCUCGCGCAGUCCGGCGUGCUGGAUCUCGCGACGGCGAGUAACCCGGUUACCGUUCUCGCGCCGACGCAGCUCGCGUAUCGCUUCCUCCCCUGGACGGUCCGGCAGCUGUUUUUCACCGCGAGGGGGGAACAGGUGUUACCGAGGCUGAUGAAAUACCACGUUAUAACGGAGCGGCUUACAGUGAAGCAGCUGCGACACGCGGGGAAUCACAAGUAUCCGACCCUGCUGGACGAACACCCCGUGGAUACGAAAGUAGGCUCGACAUUUGUCCGUUUCUCCCCCGAGCCUCCGGACUACGCCGCCGCGACCAUCAUCCCCGGGUCGUCCUUCAGCAACGGCAUCGCAACCGUCCACGUCAGCAGCUCCGUGCUCAUCCCGCCCUACGAUCUCCUCUCCAUCCCCGAGCCUCCCUCCCCUGCGCCCGUCCCUCCGCCCCUCGGCCCCGCGCCCGGCCCCGGGCCCGCGCAAGCCCCCCCGCUGGGGGUCCAGGCGCUAGACAUGGUGGGGGACCUAGAGGCGGAAGGGGGGGCGUUUUGGGAGGAGGCUAAACUCAGGGCUUCCGCUCCCGUUCCCCCUCCCCCUCGCCCUCCGCUUCCCCCGCCGCCGCCCCCGCCCACGGGCGGGUUCGUCCCGAAACGCCAGCUGAUCUCGUUUGAGGACGCGCGCGGGGAGCCGUAUAGCGCCGCGCCUCCCCCCAUGGCAGAGCCUUAUAGCACCGCGCCUCCCCCCAUGGCCGUGAACUUGGCGCAGGAAGGGGAAGGGGAAGGAGAGGGGGAAGGGGAAGGGGAAGGGGAGGGGGAGGGGGGACGAGAAGCGGACGAGGUGGACGAGGUGCGGGAAGCGGCGCUAGAGACAGCAGCGGGUUCUGAGGGGAGGGAAGUGUACGGCGAACCUGGUUCCGGUUCAGGUGCUUCUUCAGGUGCCAGGCGUGUGCUUCCUGAGCUGUCCCUCUCCGCCCGCCAGCAGACCAUAGACGAGCUAGCAAAGCGCGGCCUCACUGUACUCGCUAAGAACCUCGCCGCUACAAGGAUACUACACUCCCUAUCCGGCCCAGCCACACUCCUCGCACCCACCAACCUAGCCUUCUGGACCCUCCCCCUGCCGAUUAAAGCCCUACUCAUGGGUCCCAAGGCAGACUUAGUUCUCAAAAACCUCGUGGCCUAUCACAUCCUGCCAAAUGGCCGCGUGUCGUCAAAGCAGUUCGAAGAAGGGAUAGCAGCGGCGGGGAUUGAGGAGUAUGAGAUAUUUGACACGCUGCUGGAGGGGCGGAGUGUGAAGGCAGAGCACGUGGGGAAGGCCCUCGCAUUCUCGCCACUGCCCAUGGUGCCGCUGCUGAGCCGAGUGGCCCGGGUUGUGGCGUCGGAUAUUAAUAGCGAAGCUGCUGCUGCUAACGAAGCUGCUACUAGCGGGGAUGCUGCUAGCGGGGAUGCUGCUAGCGGGGAUGCUGCUAGCGGGGAUGCUGCUAGCACGGAUGGAAUCACGAUCCAUGUGAUCAACCGGGUGCUCAUUCCGCCCGUCAAGGUGUUGCUAGCGCCCUUCUCCUCCUCCUCCUCUCCCGUGUCCUCCUCCUCCGCCUCGUCCUCCCCUGGAGCAGCAGCAAUGGCGGUUAAACCCUUCAGUGCAGCCUACGCUGCUUCGGCCCAGUCCAUGAUUUUACCAAUGACCGAGUCAACCGAUGCCUCUCCCCCGCCGCCCGCGCCGCCCCCCCCUCCUACUGCGGACGACACGAUAAUGACCCGCCUGCGCCUCUUCGGGUGCUCCAAGACCGCCGACAUGAUCGUACGCUCCGGCUUCAUCGCGCUCCUCACCACCGCCACCUCCCCCAACGUCACCUUCUUUGCUCCCACCGACGACGCUCACGCCCGCAUCCCUGCACCCGUGAAGCAGCUUAUCACAGACAACGGCGCUGCGGCCGAGACGCUUCUCCUGAGCUACCAGUCGGUUUUCGGUGUUCAGACCUAUGCGGAGUUGACUAAUAAGUCGAUUGGCUCGCUCCCAACGCUGCUGACGGAUAUGUCUGUCACGCUGACCAAGUCCCGCUGCCCGUACUUCAAGAGGUUUUACCAGGAGCCGGGGUGCAAGGAGGAGGUUUCCCUGUUUUCGGAGCCGCCUAUGAGUUACCCUGCGGGUUCCCAAGUCCCAGGUCCCGCUCUCAAUCUGUGGUGCAAUUCCCGGGGCUGGAACCUAGCACCGUCGAAUUGCCGCCCUGCAAUCGCAGCCACAACCGAUCAUGAAGGCGUUCGCAUGGAUAAAGGCUCGAUGGGAGGAGGCUCGGAGCGCCUGAACAACAACAAUGUGCGCGGAAUAGGGAACUCAUCCGCCAACGAGACGGCGACACGUGGCAGCAGCCACCGGGAUUCCCGGAAAGCACACUCCGGAAGCGGCCAAUCACCCAGGACAAUCUUCGGGGGAGGUGGAGACGGAUCGUCGACGAGUCGCACGAGUAACGACUCUGACAGCCACGCGUCGUCCAGCCAGCAUUCUACUUUCGAGCCGCCUCUAAGACCGUCGCCGAGUCGCACGAGCAACGAUUUCAACAGCCACGUGUUGUCCAGCCAGCAUUCCCAGAUGGUGCGGGAAGAGCGGCGGGGGAGAACACGAGACGACGGCUGGGAUGACGACAGCGGUGGCGGCAGCAGAACAGGAAACGGCUCUUUACCUCGGGAUCGCUCUCGCGGCAGCAGCAGCGAGGAGACGCCGCCGUGCCGGCCGUCGACUUCUGGCGGCGUCCGCCGGCCGAGGCGGCCGGAGGACGGCGGCGCGGCGAUGAGUCCGCGAAGCGGCAGCAGCAGCCGCGUUCCCGAUUGGCAGGCGUCGUCGUCGUCUUCGUCGGGGGCACCGCCGCAACGGCCGGCGACUAGCGGCGGCCGGCGAAUGCCGUCCCGUCCAGGUCCGUCAGCUGACGAUGACGUAGACGGAGCCAGCGGGACGAGCGGAGAUUGGCCGCCGCGGAGGUUAGUCGGAAGCGCGAGUACGAAAGGCGGAGGGGGAGGGUACGGGGAUGAGGCGCCGGGUUUGCCGCACUCGGGUUCUUACUCCUCCGGGUAUCGCGGGCAGGGCUCGCCGCCGCGUCGCGCGUUCCACAAGUCGCAGUCCGCGAAGAUUAAUCUUUCGAACUCCGGAGCCGCGGUGCGCGAAGCGGACCGCGACCGCGAUAGGGACAGGGACAGGGACCGAGAACGAGGAGGGUAUAGGGACCGAGAACGGGAACCACGAGACCGCGCCAGCAGCUUUAGGGACCGGGACAGAGUUAGAUAUUUAGCAGAGGGUGAAGCGGAGGGCGACUUACCUCUAAUGUCGCCUUCUAAGGAGCGCGCCGUGAGUCGCUGGGUGGAGGAUUCUCUCUGCGAAUUAGAAGGCGGGGAGCUGGGGGAUGGUAUAGAUUCCCCGGGGAAGGAAUCUUCGUCGUCUUCCUCCCGCCGCCGCGCGUCCGGCUCUCGGCGCGAAGAGUACGGCGCGGACGGGGAUUACGACGAGAGAUCGAGCGGCAGCGGAAGGCGCGUGAAUCCGCGCGAGCGGGACGGGGGAGGGGGGUAUGAAGGCUCCCCGCGCACGCCCCCCCCGCGGUCGGCGUCCCGCGGCGGGGGGCGGAACGCGGACGAGGCGGUCACUCCGGGGAGGUCCCACCUCAGGCCGGUGGAAUCCGCCGGCCGCCCGCCCUCCCGCGGAGUUCCGGGGAGCCUUGAUCCGUCGCUUAGCGGGCGCGCGCGGAGCUUCGGCCGGCGCAGUUCGGCGGAAGGCGGCGGCGGAGCGGCAGAGUUGCGCCCGCGCACGCCGUCCGGAGCGGAGCUACUCGCGCGGCCGGGGACGGCGGAGGGGAGGCGCCCGCGGACGGCGGACGUGAACUCCGCGUAUGGGCGCCCGGGCGUCCCGCGGAGCAUGUCCUCCGCGGAAGCCGCACUGGCGGGGCCGGGGGGGUCCCUGAAGGAGCGCGACCGGGGGGGGGAUGGCGGAAGGAUGCGCACAGUCCCCCGCUCCGCCUCCGAAGUUAUGCCCGAGGACCUGGGCGGAGGCGGAGGGGGCGGGGGCGGCGCGCGCAGGGCACCUCUGAGAUCCCCCAGCACAAGUCUGCGGUCUAACUCAGUAUCUAAAGACUAUGAGGAUGAACGGGGCUGGAGCGGGGGUGGCGCCGGGUAUGGGAGCCAGGACAGGCCGUACACUUCGCGUGGGUAUGGGCGGCGGAGGGAGGACUACGGGGGAGACGAGAGGGGCGGAGGGGGGAGAUACGAGGGGGAUAAUCAUUUGAAUGAGGAGCAUAGGCGGCUAGCAAUGGAGCUUGAGAAGGAAAGGGAGGAAAGGCGGAAACUACAGGAGGAGUUGAAGAGAAUGGAGAGGGAGGUUAAGGAGAAGGAUGAUAGGAAGCGGACGGAUAAGGAGAGGAGGACGAUAGAGAAGGAGAGAUUAGUCGCUGACGUGGCGGCUUUGAAGCUGCCCGUGGACCGGAUCGCAGUGGAGGAAAAGAAAUCUGCCCGGAGAGGAAUAUUUUCGGUGUUUUCCAGCCGCCCGAAAACGCCAGAUGUGGACAAAGCGGCGGGGAUGGCGCAGGGGAACACUGUAGCAGUGGUGCCGCAACCUUCCCCAGGGGCUAGGCCGGUCACACCGGAAGGGUUACAAGCCAGGCUGACCAGAAAAAACAGAGAGGUGAUUCGGGCAGCGAGAAAAGAAGCGGCAGCAGCGGGAGGGGGGGGAGGGGGAGCAGGGGGGGGAGUUGGGGGAGGCGGAGGGGGAGCGGGGGGGAGCGCGGAUCAGGGGGGGAGUGUGAAUAUGUUGAAGCGGCCUUUAGCGGAUGUUAAGGAGGCUUAUAAGGUGGAUAAAAACGAGCUGGGGCGAGGGCGGUUUGGGGUGAUCCGGGGGUGCAUGUGCCGCGUUUCGGGGGAGCGAUUCGCGUGCAAGUCUAUCAGCAAAUGCAUGCUGCAGGUAUGUGGAGUGUUGGGAAGGAGGGGUUGA